Messenger RNA from Ruditapes philippinarum (Manila clam), 848 nucleotides. Its product is annotated as protein FAM136A-like. The coding region runs from base 77 to 496 and encodes 139 amino acids. The transcript is spliced from 3 exons. Lineage: Eukaryota; Metazoa; Mollusca; Bivalvia; Venerida; Veneridae. The record is from RefSeq and is a predicted model, not a curated record. Gene Ontology annotation, cellular component: cytoplasm.
AUCACCUUAAUUUUGUUGAUAUGAAGACGACAACGCCAGUUCACCGGUAUAAUUCGUUAAUUUAUAAUAAUUAAGCAUGGAGGAAAUCAGCGAUCGCGUGCAAAAAGCAACAACCAAAAUAUUUACGGAGCUAGAUAGAGAUCUAAUCCGUCAAAUGCAGGGUGACAUGCACAGAUGUAGUGCAAAGUGCUGUGAUGUUAAAACAUCAGGAUUAGAUGAUGUGCAGAGGUGUGUAGAAAAUUGUUCCAUACCUUUAACUCAAGCACAGAAUUUCAUGCAACAAGAAGUGGAAAACUUUCAGGACCGCUUGAAUAGAUGUGCUAAGGACUGCCAAGAUAAACUUCGAGACAAUCUGCCUAGUACCCCUGCUGAAUCACAAAUGGUACAAUUUAGGAAAGAAUUGGAAUCCUGUGUCAGCAGUUGUGCAGAUGAUCAUAUAAGAAAAUUACCAGACCUAGCUAAAAGAUUAAAGUCUAAUAUCAGCAGUAUGAAAUAGAACUAUGUACAAGUUUUCGUGAAAUUCUAGGAAAACAGAAAGAUUUGGGAGUUUGUAUCUGAAAACUACCCGAAAUAGAUAACAAAAGAAAUUUUAAAGUGGUCAAUACAUGGAAUUUUGUUAAAAAUGGUUCAAUUAGUGUGAUGAGUAAAGAACAAACAUAAACAUAAGUCAGGACUAUUUCUAAAGCUCACCUUAGACACUCGUAUUGGUCUUGGUGGGUAGGGCUUUUUGUACAGGCUCGAUGGUAUAUAUUUGUAUCAUUGUCCACUGUUAUUGAUCAAUCUUUUCUUAGUCUUGCCAGGUUUUUGUUAAAUUAAGUAGGUAGAAACAAUGUGGGUAAAACCUGUAU